AUGAAACCUCAGUUCUCUUUUUCGCCCGGCGCUUUGGUUAUACUCCUCAGAAUGGCUACUUCGAUCGACGCUCAUACACCUGGAGAUAGAUGCUGUGACCUCUUGGGCCAGGCCGGCCUUAGCGAGCGACUCUUUACAAACUCUACCGAGAACUAUAUCAGCACGCAAGCAACAUACUGGUCCCUUGAUAAUGCCAACCGGGCUCCGAAAUGCAUCUUCGUGCCCCAGUCGGCUGAGGAGGUAGCCACGGCCGUCAAGGCCUUGACCGGCCCUGCAGUCGGCAGCAAUCACACCAAGAGGACUUGCAACAAGGGCUGCAAGUUUGCUGUGCGUGGUGCAGGGCACAUGGCCAACCCUGGAGCCAACAACAUCCACGGUGGCGUGACGAUUGACUUUAGUGCCAUGAACACCACCACCUACCAUGCCGACAGGUCCAUCGCAUCCAUCCAGCCCGGCACCCGCUGGGGCUCGGUCUACACGGAGCUUGCCAAGUACAGCGUCAUGGUGCUGGGCGGUCGCGCGUCCACGGUCGGCGUCUCCGGCUUGAUCCUGGGCGGCGGCAACUCGUUCUACUCGUCGCAGUACGGCUUUGCCUGCGACGGCGUGGCCAACUUCGAGGUGGUCCUGGCCGACGGCAGCAUCGUCGACGCCAACGCGUCCAACGAGCACGCGGACCUGUACCGCGCCCUCAAGGGCGGAUCCAACAACUUUGGCAUCGUGACGCGCUACGACCUCAAGACCUUUACGGCGCCGGCCACCCUCUGGGGCGGCACCAUCGGCUUCGCCGCCUCGGCCGGUGCGCGCAUCAUCUCGACGCUGCAAAAGUUCGUCUCGGUCCUCGGCACCGAGGGCCACAGGUCCGACUCGGCCAUCGUCUUCUGGACCUACACCCAGGGCUCCGGGCUGCCGGACCCCAUCGUCGUCAGCGCGCUGCACAACGUCGACGGCACGGUCGACGCCCCCGGCCUGGCCGAGUUCGUCAGCAUCCCGGGCAACGUCAGCUUCGCCAUGCGCACCGACCGCCUGGUCGGCUUCACCAACGAGCUCGAGGUGCCGCGCGGCAGCUACAACUCGUGGCGGACGCUGACCUUCAAGAACGACGGCGAGGUCAUGACGUACGCCGUCGACACGUACAACGCCAUGGUGAAGGCGUUCGAGGCCGAGGCGCCGACCCUCGGCUUCACGGCCCAGUGCAUGUUCCAGGGCCUGUCGGUGAACCAGUUCAAGCAGGCCGCCGUCAACGGCGGCAACUCCCUGGGCCUCGACGACCGCACCGAGAACCUCAUCAUGUUCCUCGGCAUGCUGGCCUACAAGGACCCGAGCCUCGAGCCGCUGGUCAACUCCAAGAUGACCGCCUGGGUCGACGACAUCCAGAAGUUCGCCGCCUCCAAGGGCGCCGACGACCACUACCUCUACCUGAACUAUGCAGACCUCACCCAGAACCCCUUCCGCGGCUACGGCGAGAAGAGCUUGGCCUUUUUGAAGGGGGUUGCCACCAAGUACGACCCGAAAGGAGUCUUCCAGAUCAAUGUUCCCGGUGGUUUCAAACUUUCAAAGGCUUGA
This is a messenger RNA of Pyricularia pennisetigena, 1563 nucleotides long. RefSeq lists its product as uncharacterized. Gene Ontology annotation, molecular function: FAD binding. The transcript is spliced from 3 exons. The coding region runs from base 1 to 1563 and encodes 520 amino acids. The record is from RefSeq and is a predicted model, not a curated record. Lineage: Eukaryota; Fungi; Ascomycota; Sordariomycetes; Magnaporthales; Pyriculariaceae.